Messenger RNA from Mercurialis annua (annual mercury), 459 nucleotides. RefSeq lists its product as uncharacterized. The record is from RefSeq and is a predicted model, not a curated record. NCBI's taxonomy places the organism in Eukaryota, Viridiplantae, Streptophyta, Magnoliopsida, Malpighiales, Euphorbiaceae. Bases 88 to 438 code for a protein of 116 amino acids. The transcript has a single exon.
AUUUUCUCAUCUCACAUUAACAUAAACACCUAAACUUAAAAUUCAAAGAUCAUUUUUAUUUCAUUUAUACUUUUUUUCCCUUCUCCCAUGGCAGCUCUAUCACUAACUCAUAACUUCAUCCACAACAAUAAAAGUUCAACUCAAGGGUUGAAAACAAGAAAUUACACAAAAGUUGUUGCACAAUUGUCUUGCCAAGGAGAUCAGCCAAUUGACAAUUCUACCCCUAAAGUGAAGAAAGAAUUGAAGAAAGUGAUGAUGGUGAGGCAAGUUUUGAGUAGUUUAGAGAAAUUGGGGAAGGGAGUUAAGGAUAGCUUGAGCCCCAAGCAAAAGGGUGAUUGGAAAGAUGUGGUGUUGAUGAGUUUGUCAUUUGCUGUUUAUGUGUAUAUUUCUCAGCAGAUUGUUUGUGCUUAUUGUGCUUGGAAUUCUAUGUUCAAGUAAUCAUGGUAGAUAUUGCUUUAA